Chelmon rostratus (copperband butterflyfish) is the source of this 726-nucleotide messenger RNA. RefSeq names its product CDKN2A interacting protein N-terminal like (gene xtbd1). Bases 17 to 343 code for a protein of 108 amino acids. The record is from RefSeq and is a predicted model, not a curated record. The transcript has 3 exons. NCBI's taxonomy places the organism in Eukaryota, Metazoa, Chordata, Actinopteri, Chaetodontiformes, Chaetodontidae.
GCCGGAAAAGGGCAAGAUGUCUACCACGGACGUGGACGACUUUAUCCAACAAAACAGAGCUCUGGCAGACCAGGUAGAAACGUUUCGAGGUUAUUGGGAGAGUGAAAAACACUGGCAGCCCAGGAGGGAGUUCAUCCUGCGGAACAUAAACGACUUCCAGCUCCAACAGCUGGACCACCUGCUCUCCCUGUCCAUGGUCUGGGCAAACAACGUCUUCCUCGGCUGUCGGUAUAGCACAGAGCUCCUGGAGAAAGUGAAGGAGAUGGCUGAAGGCAUCGAGGUGGAGGAUGCACCGGUCUUCAAGACAAGAGAUGAGAUCAUGAAGAAGCAACAGGGUCGAUGACCGGCUCCAUCGAAUCAUCCCUUCUGGUUGUGUUGGAUCAACACUGAAGCCUGUUGCGUACAUUCAGGCUGUGUUUGUAACAAGUUGGACCCGUUGCCACAUGGUUUUACAAUCCUGCCCUGUUUAUAAUGGAUGUGAUGUGUAGAAAUUUUUUUUUUAAACAAAAGAAGAAAGACUUUGUAACUCAGACUAUUAUCAUUUAAUUGUACAGAGACAGCAAAGAUGUUUUAUCAGUGUUGGAGCUUCAACUCUCAUCUUUUAUGUCUUUGUUUUACUUAUUGUUUAAAGUGUUUUUACUUUUUGUAAUGCUGUUUUUUUAAUAAAUCAACAUGAAAUAUGACACUUGUGGAGCUUGUCCCACUGUCCCGGCCUGAAGCACAAUA